Molecule: messenger RNA, 1494 nt
Organism: Colletotrichum godetiae
Lineage: Eukaryota; Fungi; Ascomycota; Sordariomycetes; Glomerellales; Glomerellaceae
Product: major facilitator superfamily transporter sugar
Exons: 2
Coding region: 1-1494 (497 amino acids)
Biological process (GO): carbohydrate transport; transmembrane transport
Cellular component (GO): membrane
Molecular function (GO): carbohydrate:proton symporter activity
Source: RefSeq, a predicted model, not a curated record
AUGCGACUUUUCAAGAUGCUGCCACUGUAUGCCAGGGCGUCUAUAGCGACAGGAGCCUGCCUGAUGCUUUGGGGGCUUGAUACUGGCAGCAUAGGCCCAAUAACGGCAAUGGAGACCUUCAAGACCUCCUUCGGCAACUUCUCUGCCAUCGUCCACGGCGCAAUCGUCUCAACCCUCCUCAUCACCGGCACAAUCAGCGCCCUCCUCGCAGGCAUUCUAGCCGACCAACUCGGCCGGGUCGCCAUGAUCUCAACCGGCGCCGUCGUUUUCGGUCUCGGGGCUGCUAUCGAGUGCGGCGCCGUCCACCUCGCAAUGUUCAUCGCCGGCCGCGCCGUGAAGGGUCUCGGGACGGGACUCUUCGUCAGCACCGUUGCCGUGCAGAUCUGCGAAAUCACACCUGCCAAGACGCGAGGCUUCUGGGUUGCUUUUUCCCAGUUUAUGCUGACGGUGGGAUUGUCCAUGGGAUACUUUAUCUGCUACGGCACGCGUCGUAUAGCGGAUUCUUCGGCGUCGUGGAGGGUGCCGCUGGCAGUUGAAGCCAUCUUGGGCUUCGGUCUGGCUGCAACGACGCUUUUUGUGCCUCAGUCGCCUCGAUGGUUGAUGGCCAAGGGGCAAAUCGACAAGGCUAGACUAAUCUUUACUCAGCUUGGUAUUAGCGAGGAAGAACAGCGGGAGAUGCUGGCGCAUAAGGGCGGCCAGGAAGCAGCGGCGGCGGCGGUACAUCCAUCAGACAUGAGCAUGAUGGACACCAUCCGAGCGACGCUCCAAGACUUCCGGAAAGCUCUGUCCACGCCCUUCCGCUCCCGCACCGCCUUUGGCUGCUUCUUGAUGGUCGCACAGCAGACCAGCUUCAUUGACGGGAUCCUGUACUACGCCCCCCUACUGUUCCAACAAUCAGGUCUCUCAGAGGAGACCACAUUCCUCGCUUCGGGGAUCUUGGCUUUAGUGAUCAUGGGUGUCACCAUCCUGGGUGCCAUCUUCACAGACAAUUGGGGUCGUCGGACCUGCACCAUCGUCGGCGGGGCGGGCAUCGCAAUUCUCAUGUUCCUGAUGGGGUCAAUGUACGCCGCCAACCAGGUGCGCCUCGACGGUGGCGUUGGACGGUGGGUGGUGAUUGCAUCUAUAUACGUCUUCGCCGUCGUCUUCAACGGAACCUGGGCGAUCUGUAUCAAGGCUUUUUUGGUUGAGAGCCUCCCGCGCGAAACGAGGUCUAGCGGCGCAGCGCUGGGGCAGGCGGCCAACUGGCUGACUAACUUUGUUGUUGCAUUGACUGCGCCGCCGUUCCUUGCUGUUUCGUCUUCUGGGACGUACUUCUUUUACGGCGGAUGUACGCUUGUCAGCGUUAUCGUCUGCGCGGUUUGGAUGACGGAGACGAAGAGCCAGAGUCUAGAGGCCAUUGAGGCGGCGUACAUUGAGCGCAAGUCGGGCAAGCCUGAUAAGAAGGUGACGUGGACGACGACAACAGAGGUAUUCAGCAGUUCUGAGAGGCUGUAG